Messenger RNA from Arabidopsis arenosa, 1217 nucleotides. Lineage: Eukaryota; Viridiplantae; Streptophyta; Magnoliopsida; Brassicales; Brassicaceae. The record is from the annotation of a GenBank genome assembly.
CUAUGUGCCAAUACAUACCCAAUCUUUAAACACUACUGUAUAGGUUGGGUAUGAAAUGGCCGACUUUCCUGAUGAAUUUGAUUUCCAAAUCAUUGACAAGAAUCGAAUGUUCGCCAUUUUUCCAUCCACGAGCUUCAGAAAUCACUACCGGAAAACGGAUAACCUCUCCGCAAAUCCGCUUUUACACUGCGGCGGCCGGCGGCAGGGAGCACCGGAAAUGGCGGAAAGAAACAAAGAGCCAAACCACCGACGAAAACUCCGGAGGCAGUGACACCUGUGAAAACGCCGGAAAUUGGGUCAUUCAAUUCGAAGCUUCUUCUGAUGGCAAAUUCUGGGCUGGUACUGUUAUUUCCCAGAGGUCUGCUUCAGAUUCCUCUGGUUUCUGGAUUCCGAUAAUAUUUGAAGGUGAUUUAGCUAAAACCGCAGCUCGAUAUAUAAAUAAAAACGAUCAAAUUCAUGUUUCUGGGAAGCUGUUUAUAGAUUCUCCUCCUCCAAAUAUGACUUAUGCACAAGCCAAUGUUCAGGUGUUGGUUCAGAAUCUUAACUUUCUACAGCCUAUGUCUCCAUCGCCGUCUAUGGUUAUAUCUUCGUCUGAAAAGGAAGAAAGUGGCAUCAAGAAGCAGCCUGCUAGAGCUAAGAAGGAUAUAGUCAUUGAUGAAGCUUCAGAUUCUUGGAAUCACCUCAUUGAGAAUCCUAAAGAAUGGUGGGAUCACCGGGAAAAUAAAGUCAACGGAUUGGUAAAACCAAGGCAUCCUGAUUUCAAAAGCAAGGACAGUAGUCUCUCACUGUGGCUCAAUAAGGCUCCUAAUUGGGUUUUACCGAAACUCGAAGGACUCGAGUUUGAUGUUCUAGUCCCUAAAGGCAGAGUUGUAAAACAGCUUAAAGGAGAAGAAUCAUGGAAGGACUUGGUUCAAAACCCGGAUAAAUGGUGGGACAAUAGAAUUGACAAGAGAAAUGCAAAAGCCCCUGAUUUCAAGCACAAAGAGACAGGUGAAGCACUGUGGCUAAACGAGUCUCCUACUUGGGUAUUACCGAAACUGCCACCAGUCAAGAAGAAACAAGAAAGUAUUGUCUAGUAGCUUUAGAAAGUUAGAAACAUUAUCUCCAUGUAAAGAGCUCGAAGUGUUUACAAAAAUUCAUCAUUUCUAUUCAAUGUGGUCAUUUUUGUUCCGUUUGAUCUCUUUUGCCAGUAGACUCAAUACAGUAGCUGUAAGUGU